This is a messenger RNA of Gigantopelta aegis, 3241 nucleotides long. RefSeq names its product kelch-like protein 36. NCBI's taxonomy places the organism in Eukaryota, Metazoa, Mollusca, Gastropoda, Neomphalida, Peltospiridae. The record is from RefSeq and is a predicted model, not a curated record. The transcript is spliced from 2 exons. The coding region runs from base 101 to 1885 and encodes 594 amino acids. Gene Ontology annotation, molecular function: protein binding.
CCGUGUUUACGAUCCGGAAAGUCAGCUGAUCGAGACAUCGAUACCUAAAAUCACUAAAUCUGAGUGUUUAGUAGGAUUUACACCAACAAUCCAGGUCACUAUGGCAACCAGUCUUCUAGAACAGGAGUCAUGCCCUAUUCCUGGAAUGGAAUUCAUCUACUUAACAGAGACCAAAAUAAAAUACAUUAACACAAACUUCAAGAAAGUGAAAGCCAAAAUCUACGACCACAUGUGUGACGUAAAGCUUCAGGUUGGCACUACAACCUACAAAGCUCAUCGGGAUGUGUUGUCGGAGGCAAGCGACUACUUCGCCGCCAUGUUCAGCCACAACAUGAAAGAAAAAAAGCAGGACACCAUUGAACUUUUGGAAAUCACACCAAUGGGGAUAUCGGUGAUUUUAGACUAUUUUUAUCACGGUCACGUGACGAUAGAUUCGGAUAUAAUAGAAGACGUUUUGGAGGCCGCCCGAUUCUUUCAUGUCGAGUGGCUCCUGGAAGCUUGUUCUGAAUAUAUUGUCCGCCAUCUUGUGCUAGAGAACUACCAAGAGGUGUUGACCCUUGCCGAUAGGUUUUGUCUUGUCGACCUGAAAGGCGAUAUAUUUAAGUUUUUUGCCAAGAAUAUCAGCAUCCUGUCUGAGAAACCUGACUUUUACAAGAACCUUUCUGUUGAACUGCUGUCUCAGUUUCUGAGAGAAAACAUUUACAUUGACGUUGACGAAGAGUUUAUCAUGUACAUGAUAUUAGACUGGGUCAGAACUGAGAGACAGACUAGGAAGGAAUACCUUAUACCAUUGCUGCGGCUUGUUCGUUUUCCACUAUUUGCCCUCGAUUCGCUUGACAAUUUGCCCAAAGAAGUUCUUUCAUCACUGGAGAUACGAGACGCUGUGGAAGAAGCUAAAGACUACCAUUACAUUAUCUCUGCACAGAGUCUGAAAACCGAGGAAAGAUUUCAGGCCCGGGGAUCUAAGCCUGUGCUGACUGUGAUGUCAUUCUCAGAGGAACAAAAUGCAAUCUUGUACAAGGAACCGGAGAAAAGCGCUGUGGUCAUUGAACAACUUAGUGACACCGGUCUUCAGUUGGACUUUGAGUUUGCCAGCUCAGCGAAGGUGGGAAACUUCCUCUAUGCUCUAGGUGGAUAUGGUGUUGAUGUUUUCAGUUCAGAAAGAGUCUUCCGGUUCGAUCCCCGGCAUCGCGAGUGGACGGAAAUGGCCUCGAUGAACUUCAAGAGGGUUUCAUUUGCAAGCUGCAGCUCUGGAGACAAAAUCUACGUGUUUGGGGGAAUAAACCACCAUCUCAACAACGACGGGCAGGAGAUCGAUGUUAUUCUGGACUCGGUUGAAGUCUACCACCCAUACGACAAUGCCUGGAUCGUUCUGCCCGACCUGAUCCACGGAUCGUACUACCAGUCAGCAGCUUACGUUGAUGAUGACCUCUACCUGACAGGAGGGAUCAGCGAGGAUCCCCGGGAUCCAGUCCCGAUGACUGCUUGUUACAAGUUCUCCCUCGGAUCGUUAACAUGGGAGCCCAUACCAGAGAUGCAGUAUCCACGACACAGUCACAGCAUGACACUCAUCAAUAAGAAACUCUACGUCAUAGGAGGCUUCACCAGCUCGGGGUACGGUACCUUUGUGGACAGCUUCACCAACGAGGUGUUUGACAUUGAGACAAUGCAGUGGUCUGCCAUAGCGACCACACCGGUGGCCCUCGGGCACAUUUUCUACGACGUUUGUUACUUUAAUGACAUAGUUUAUGUGCUAGGAGAAGCAGAAGGCUCGUGCUGUUUGCAUUCUUAUGACGUGAAGAACAACAAAUUUCUUGCUGGUGACCAUGUGGGUGCGAAUAUAAGAAAAAUAUGCUUGUUGAAUGUAGCCUACCCAAUUGAUUAAUGAGACGUGAACUGUAUUUUUAAUGGUGCAUGGUUGAUAGGUAUUCAUUGCAGCCAGUAUUUAAACAUUGUUAGUAAUAUUUAUUUAUGUCACAGGCAUAUAAUCAGUUAUUUAUGUCAUUUAUGGAAGCAUGUGAAAUGGAGAUCUGAAGGUGUAGGAGCCCAUAAUUGGGGAAAUGGGCAUUUGGUUGGGGCAAUUUAAAGACCAAAUUAUGUUAUUACCAUUUCUGUCCGAACCCCCAGUUAAGUGCCAAUGAUUGAUGUUCUCAAGAAUUAUAGUUAAUGUUUCAGCUUUGUUAAUAAAUAAUUUUUAUGUUUAUGCUACCUAUGAAGUCUAAUUUUUCCAGGUAGUUAUUAGUUAUGGUUCAUAACGAUGCUGUUUACUACAUGUAUAAUCUGUCAUGGAACAUAAAACAUUAAUAUCUUUUGAUAAUAGAUGUAGCUCCUAUAACUGCUUAAUUUUUUUUCAGUGUACAUGUAGUGUGACAGUAACAUGACCCUGUUCUUUGAUUAUAACCAUAGUGCUUUCUUGAAUGUGGUUUAACAACUUGCUAGUUUGUUUGGGCAUUUUUUGUUAAUGAAAUAAUCCUUGAGCACUAGACAAUAGUGUAUUGGCUUGAUUGUUAAAUACUGUCGUGUUUUAGUUCAUGAAAGAAUCUGUUUGGUACUUCUUGAAAAUUUAGUUUGUGGAUGUUUUAGUAGCAUUCUUAUGGAUCAUAUUCACUGCAACCCCAGCAAUUGACCGCAGAAGUCAGCAAUGUCGAGCAGUUUGUAAUUCUCCAAGGCACAGUUUUGUCUAGGACUAUAUUCAGGUAUUUUUUUCAAUGGCGUGGACAUUUUGUUAAUUGCAGGUGUUGCACUUGCAUAGGAAGCGGGUGUGGUGGGGGGGACAAGUGUCCCCCAUUUUGUAAAAGCAGGGAUGGUUUUUAUAUAUUUAUACAUGUAUUUAUAUAUAUAUGUAUGUGUGUGUGCCCACCUUCCUACGCCCGUGAUAUUACAGUAUGAGAGACGAACUAGUUUGGAAAUAUAUAGAUUGAAAUAAACAAUAUUAUUGCUAAGAAAGUACUGUAAAAUAAGAACAGAACAGUAACACUUAAGUAGUGUCUUGUUACAAACUGUGUAUAUAAUGGUAGACUAAAAUAAAACAGGGUCCAUGCUUAUAAAAGUUUUAGUCAUGACUCAGUCUUUAAUGACAUCACACGCUUCUCUAUGUAGCAAUUUCUCAUUGACACUGAUCACAGAUGAAUGGAUGGCUAGGCUUAGUCUUUAUGUUUGUUGUUAUUUAUAUUUAAAUUCAUGCUUUUUGUACUGUUAUCCAGUUCCACAUUUUUGCUGUGGUUUUGUUUUUAAUAGUAAA